This is a messenger RNA of Carya illinoinensis, 1567 nucleotides long. Its product is annotated as protein RICE SALT SENSITIVE 3-like. The record is from RefSeq and is a predicted model, not a curated record. NCBI's taxonomy places the organism in Eukaryota, Viridiplantae, Streptophyta, Magnoliopsida, Fagales, Juglandaceae. The coding region runs from base 237 to 1346 and encodes 369 amino acids. The transcript is spliced from 7 exons.
AUAAUGAAAUAUUUGCUGGAUUAGAAGGAAACAAAAAAUAAAAUAAAAUCUGGGGGGUAAAGAGGAUGUAAAUGUCUCAAUAAUUUCCUAGAUAGUUUGCUCAGGAAAAGAAAUCACAAUAGUUGGUAGAGGCCGCUUAUAAAAAGAGGGUAGAAUGUUUGCGUCUCUCUUUUCUUGAAGAUAGAUAUGCAAAGGAGAGGAAUAGGGGAAAGUGAGAAUUAGUGUGAGGAGUCGAUAUGGAAGAACAUCUCAGUUCAUUAGCUGUGACUCAUCUCCUUCAACACACCCUACGAAGUCUGUGCAUUCAUGAAAAUUCCCAGUGGGUUUAUGCAGUCUUCUGGAGAAUCCUACCCAGAAAUUACCCCCCACCCAAAUGGGAUGGUCAAGGAGCUUGUGACAGGUCAAGAGGAAACAGGAGAAACUGGAUAUUGGUCUGGGAAGAUGGUUUCUGCAAUUUUGCUGCCUCAUCAGUAGCUGAGGUAAAUUCGGGGGAUGGUCCUGGCUCAUCAAUUUAUGGUAAUUGUGAGUUUCAAAACUACCAGGGGCUGCAACCAGAGCUCUUUUUCAAGAUGUCUCAUGAGAUCUACAACUAUGGAGAAGGUUUGAUAGGAAAAGUGGCUGCAGAUCAUGGUCAUAAGUGGAUAUACAAAGAACCAAAUGACCAAGAAAUCACUUUCUUGAAAGCAUGGCACAACUCGGCGGAGUCAGUAAGCAUCAUUUAUCCAGAUGAACAGUGCUUAAACAUGUUUCUGAUUUCUUCAAGUUUGUGCUUAAACAAGUUUAUAAAACCUCGAACAUGGGAAGCACAGUUCAAGACUGGUAUAAAGACCAUAGCACUGAUUGCAGUUAGAGAAGGUGUUGUUCAGUUAGGAGCCAUUCACAAGGUGAUUGAAGACCUGAGCUACGUUGUUUCACUAAGAAAGAAAUUCAGCUACAUUGAAAGCAUCCCAGGCGUGCUUUUACCCCAUCCAUCCUCCUUUGCAUUCCCUUUCAACGUGGAUGGAUACGGAACCCCAGAAGCAUGGCAGUUCCAAGGCACUGCUCUUGCAUCCCCAACUGAAUUCUAUGAUCACCAAUACAACCAGCCUUUGAAAAUAACUCCUUCCAUGAGCAGCCUUGAAGCCCUUCUCUCCAAGCUUCCCUCAGUUGUGCCGCCAACCACAGCGCCACAGUCACACGAGUUUAUAUCAUCAUCUCAGAAGACAUUGGAAUUUAUUGAAAUGGAAAAAGUAGCAAAGGAGGAGAUUGAUGAAGAGAUAUAUAGGCCUGAACUCGAAAUGGGUGAGAGCAGCAGUUCCAUGGCCGCCAAUCGUCGUCAAAAGCAUUUCCAUCAGAACCAAGAUUAGAAUGUGAAAACCGGCGAUGGACCAACAGCAAUAAUGGAUUUUAGGACUAACUAUCGGUACGGCAACUGGGUUAUUAUUAGAAUGUAUGAGAAUUGAGUGCUCGAUGCAUGUCUAACAUUGGGGUUCCUGGUCUACUAGGUUAAGCUUUAGCUUUAUGUAAGUUUGAUCUUCCCAGUUCUCGUGAACGAGCAUUAUUAACAAUAAUAUGUUAAGUUUUGUCA